This is a messenger RNA of Volvox carteri f. nagariensis, 4104 nucleotides long. RefSeq lists its product as uncharacterized. Bases 667 to 4104 code for a protein of 1145 amino acids. Lineage: Eukaryota; Viridiplantae; Chlorophyta; Chlorophyceae; Chlamydomonadales; Volvocaceae. The record is from RefSeq and is a predicted model, not a curated record. The transcript is spliced from 7 exons.
UGUUAGGUUUUCUUGUUAGUUGUUAAGUCGUUAACUUUACUCGUGGACGAUCAUUUGAGAUACGGAUAAUGUACGACCUUCCGGCGCCGCCUAGGCUCUGGAUAACUAUUUAAGUCGUUGUUGUUGUUUAGUUUGUUAUGUCAUCAUUGUUACAUCUUGUAGGUUGUUAGCUGGCUUAAGUCGCUCGGCCCUCUUUGUAAUCAUCGUGGCAUCCCAACGAGAAACGGAGCCUAUGCCCUUUCAGUUGGUAUCGAUCUAGACGAUCCGGCCUAUACGCUUCGCUCCGCCUUCGUCUUCAUCGUCUUCGUCGUCAUCGCUUUCGUCUUCGCUCCGCUGGUCAUCUUCGUCAUCGUCGUCUUCGUCAUCUUCGUCUUCGUCAUCCUCCGAUGGCUCCCGUCCCCAUCACGGGACUCUAUCAAGCGCAGCUUGCUAUGUUUGCCUUGACGCAGGGUUCCGGACCAAACUCCUUACAAUGCUACAUUGCGGAAUUCCAACGCCUUAUGGCUGACCUGCCGUACCGCCACGAGAAGGACCACGUCCUCUUCUUCGCGCAGGGACUGCAGGACGACCUCAGGAAGGAGAUCUUCUCGCACUUACGCAACCCGGGUUCCUACAUACGACUGCAGGAUGUGAUCGACCUUGCAUGCACCAUUUCAAUGGAGCACGAUGCCGCUCACCGCUCACCGCAUUCGCUACCGCAGGGCACCUGCACCAUCAACGUCCCCACCGACCGCUCGCCCUUUCGUUCCACCACCUCUCGAACCGCAAACCGCUCUCCCUCCCGCUCCCCCUCCCCCUCUCCGACUCGCACCGACAAUUCCGACCGCCGUCGUCAGGACAACGACCGUGGACGCACCUUUCUCUCCAGUUCAGACAGCCCCCAGCCUUGCCGCGAUGACCAGCACCGCCGCGCCGACCCACCCCGCCGCCGCCGCCGUUCGCCUCGAUCCCGUCAACGUGGCCUUUAAGCCACCACCGGCAGAACAGGUUAGCCACAGCUUGCCGAUCGCCAGUAAGCCCGCCCGCCAUGUAGGUUGUAUGCGUGCUCGUGUAGCUGCAGCCUCCACGACGGAAGCGCACCGGGUGGACAGCGACUGGAUGCUUUCGCGCACCGUCUUCGUCCUCUCUUAUCUCGUCGUCUCCAUCGUCACCUACUUCGUCGUCUUCGUCUCCUCUUAUCUCGUCGUCUCCGUCGUCACCUACUUCGUCGUCAUCACCAACGUUCUUCGUCUCGCGAAAAUCGUCCGCACAGUCGGAGAGCUGGUCCGCACGGAUAAGCCAGGGCUGGCGAUUGGCACCAUCACAUCCCUGGAGCUCGGGGAGCCGGUAUACUACCUCCGCCAGCAGCUGGAUCAGCAGCGGCUAGGCAGCGACCCGGGUGGCGGUGGCGGUGGCAGUGGCGGCGUGAUUCACCGGCUAGUCUUCUGCGCCGGCAUGUCCCCAAGCGACAUCCCGCUGGAAACCAUGGUAGCCGUGUCGUACGACAAGGUCGUGGACGGCGUAAUGUACUCUUGUAAGAGGCCAAUUCCGCAGCCCAGCUCCACAGAAGAAGAGGUGAAGGGCCAGCAGCAGCACGAUGACGGUCUACGGCGGCGCCUGACGCGGCGGCACCAGCAGCACCAGCAGCAGCACCAGCAUCAGGAGCGGCCCCAACAGCGGCAGCGGCAGCGGCAGCGGGCGCUUCUCGGGGAGUCCAUCACCACCCCCACGUCCCUCCGGAUCUUGGUGUACAUCGCGUCGUUCUGCGGAUAUGACACACCGGCCUCAGUCACACCGCAGCAAGUCACCAACCUCCUCACAAUCGCUGACAGCAGCGACGGCAACCGCUCCCUGACCAACUACCUCAUGACCUGCAGCUACGGCCAGGUCAGCUUGCUACCUGAGAACAUCCGAGUCCUGGGGCCCGUGACGGUUCCCUGCAACGGGACGUUGAGGGAGCCCCAGCCCUUCAGCAGCGGAGGCAAGUUUACCACGCGCUCAUGCAACGAGCUGGACAAUGCAUUCAAGUGGCAUUACUGGCUGGACGCCUGGGCGGCAGAGAAUUAUAAAGUGGAUGCCCUGGACUACCACCACAGAGUGUUGCUGCUUCCUAGCGGUUAUGUGGGACGGAACGACACGGGCUGUGGUGGCUUUUCCGGUAUGGGCACCACGGGCAGGUGGUCGAUCUUGCGUACGGCAGUCAACAAGUGGGGCAGCGGACUGGUGUGGUGGUCGGGCGACGCCUACGGUGACCUGGAGGUCCUGCUGCACGAGUUCGGCCACAACUACGGACUGACGCACGCCUCGGUGCCCGGCGGCUGCGACCUGGGAGAUCAGUGCGACCACACGUGCACCAUGGGGGCCACGGGCGGACAGGGCAUCCGCUGCUUUAACGCGCCACAUAACUGGCGGCUCGGUUGGGGCCAGCCAGCCCUUCAGCUCAGCUAUGACAACCUGCCGUACGGUGAAGCGACCGCUGUACGAAUACCCCCGCAGCUGAGUACCGCACAAAGCUCGGUACUGGUUUGGGGACUUCCCUACGGACCUACGGCUGACAGCGCUGGCGACAUUCAGCAGCUGCAGCGGCAGCGGCUGUUCAUCUCUGCGCGUCUGAAUGUCUACAUGUACGACCUGCCCUGGGCUCCUGAUGUGGGGAUGCCCUUCCUCCUCAUGCAUACCUAUAAUGGUACUGACAGUAAACCCACCAUUCAGACCAAUCAAGUGGGAGAAAUCGCAGCCGGUGAGAUGUGGCGGGAUUCGAACAGCGGACUUGUGGUGAGGUUUGACUCGUGGAAUAGCAGCACCGGCGCUGCCAUACGGAUCUGCCGCCGCCGUGCUGCCACCGAGGUGAAUUGCACCGAUAGCCUGGAUGACGACUGCGACUUUCUACCAGAUAGCCUUGACCCGGAUUGCAUCCCCUCAGCUCCUAUAUCCCUGGGGAAACGCAUGUCGCCCCCGCCAAAGUCACAAAAGCAAUCAUUGCCGCCACCGGAACGGCUGCCGCCUCCGUCACCGCCAUCCCGCCAACGGUCACCACCGCCGAAGCUGCCGCCGCAACAACCUCCAUCACCCCGGCCAUCACCGCAACCACCGCCUUCCAAUGCCCCGCCUAAGCAACCGCGCUCACCUAAACGCCGCAAUAACCCCCCUCCUCCUGAACAGCCCUCUGUGAAUUUGUGGCCCCCACCAGCAGCCGGCAGCCCCCCACCAGCGGCCGGCAGGCCCCCACCCGAUGCUGGCAGCCCCCCUCCAGAACAGCCCUUUGUGAAUUUGUGGCCCCCACCAACAGCCGGCAGCCCCCAACCAGCGGCCGGCAGGCCCCCACCCGAUGCUGGCAGCCCCCCUCCCGAACAGCCCUUUGUGAAUUUGUGGCCCCCACCAGCAGCCGGCAGCCCCCCUCCCGAACAGCCCUCUGCGGAGUUGUGGCCCCCACCAGCAGCCGGCAGCCCCCCUCCUGAACAGCCCUCUGCGGAGUUGUGGCCCCCACCAGCAGCCGGCAGCCCCCCUCCCGAUCAGCCCUCUGCGGAGUUGUGGCCCCCACCAGCAGCCGGCAGCCCCCCUCCUGAACAGCCCUCUGCGGAGUUGUGGCCCCCACCAGCAGCCGGCAGCCCCCCUCCCGAUCAGCCCUCUGCGGAGUUGUGGCCCCCACCAGCAGCCGGCAGCCCCCCUCCCGAACAGCCCUCUGCGGAGUUGUGGCCCCCACCAGCAGCCGGCAGCCCCCCUCCUGAACAGCCCUCUGCGGAGUUGUGGCCCCCACCAGCAGCCGGCAGCCCCCCUCCUGAACAGCCUUCUGCGGAGUUGUGGCCCCCACCAGCAGCCGGCAGCCCCCCUCCUGAACAGCCCUCUGCGGAGUUGUGGCCCCCACCAGCAGCCGGCAGCCCCCCUCCCGAACAGCCCUCUGCGGAGUUGUGGCCCCCACCAGCAGCCGGCAGUCCCCCUCCUGAACAGCCUUCUGCGGAGUUGUGGCCCCCACCAGCAGCCGGCAGUCCCCCUCCUGAACAGCCCUCUGCGGAGUUGUGGCCCCCACCAGCAGCCGGCAGCCCUUCAUUACAACAGCGACAUGAAUCUACUCCUCCUCCACCACCGCCACCGCCGCCACCGCCUCCUCGGCCUCAACAGCCUUGA